UCAGCCCACCCUGUGGGAAGCUGCCAUGACCUUUAUUUCCUUGCUUCCUUCACGAUGGCGUCGGCCCACGACAGAGCGGUCUUGCAGGCCAUCUUCAGCCCCAACACGCCCUUUGGAGAUGUCUCCGACCUGAACCAGGACCCUGAUGAGAGGGAUGAUGACAGGUCCUUUGACACCAACCUUCUGAGGCGAGCGAAGGACUUGGAGGAACGUGGCGUCUCGGCGGCCGAGACCGGGGACUUGCAGGAGGCUCUUCAGAUGUUCUGCCAGGCCAUUCAGGUUCUCCCUCAGCGAGCGUCGGCCUACAAUAACCGUGCACAGGCGCUACGACUGCAGGGCGACACAGAAGGAGCGCUGGAGGACCUGGAGCGAGCCAUCUCCCUGAGCGGGGGCCGAGGACGGACGGCCCGCCAGGCGCUGGUGCAGCGGGGUCUCCUGCGCAGGCUGGCGCGGCAGGAUGACGAAGCCCGGGCGGACUUCCAGAAGGCGGCGGCCCUCGGGAGCGCGUUUGCCCGGCAGCAGGAGGUGAUGCUGAAUCCUUACGCGGCGCUUUGCAACAAGAUGCUGUGCGAGGUCAUCGACAAGCUGCGCCACCCUCACGUGUCUGCAAAUGACCUUUGACCUCAUCCCGUCAAUAAACUUUGAUGUACAACAUCAUCCUAAAAACCAGCAUGGCCGUCUUCAAGAGACGAUACCAAGUUUGACCAGCAGAUGGCAGUGUAUGGCGGCAUCUUAUUUGAAUGACAUGCAUUGCUUUUGAAUGAUCAUUUAUGUAUGUAUAGUGUGUGUCCAUUCUUUAGGAAUAUAUAUAUGUAUGUAUAUUAAGAUCCAACACGAACAGUUAGCCAUGACGUGUAACAUCACCACAUAGUUUUAUUUGAAUUACUUAUUAAAAUACAAAAUG
This is a messenger RNA of Doryrhamphus excisus (bluestripe pipefish), 904 nucleotides long. It is a transcript of the gene ttc36, whose product is annotated as tetratricopeptide repeat domain 36. Lineage: Eukaryota; Metazoa; Chordata; Actinopteri; Syngnathiformes; Syngnathidae. Gene Ontology annotation, molecular function: protein binding. The record is from RefSeq and is a predicted model, not a curated record.